AUGGCCGCGCCCGCAAGGCGGCGCCCGGGCGUGCUCCUGCUCCUCGCCGCGCUGCUUCUCGCGACGGCGGCAAUGCCGGCGACGGCGACGCUGCACCCGGUCGACUACCUGGCGCUGCAGGCCGUGCGGCGCGCGCUCUCCGACAUGCCAGGUUCCGGCUUCUUCGCCUCCUGGGACUUCACCGGCGACCCCUGCACGUUCGCGGGGGUGUCCUGCUCCGGCGACGGCCGCGUCGUCACCCUGGCGCUCGGCGACCCGCGGGCGGGCGCGCCGGGCCUCUCAGGCACAUUCCCCUCCGCGGCGCUCGCGCGUCUCGCCGCGCUCAGCUCCCUCUCGCUCGUCCCCGGCCGCGUCUCCGGCGGGCUCUCCCCCGCCGUCGCCGCGCUCCCCUCGCUCCGCUUCCUCGCCCUCUCCGGGAACCUCAUCUCCGGCGCCCUCCCGGCCACAUUCUCCCCCGCGCUCCGCACCGUCGACCUCAGCAAGAACGCCUUCUCCGGCAGACUGCCCUCCUCCCUGCUCCAAAUCCGGAGCCUGCGCACGCUCGUCCUCUCCCACAACUCCCUCUCCGGCGAGAUCCCCAGGGCCGUCAGCGCGCCGCUCGUCCACCUCGACCUCAGGAACAACCGCCUCUCCGGCGGCGUGCCGGCGCUCCCGGAGACGGUCGUCUACCUCAGCCUCGCGGGCAACAGGCUCUCCGGCCGCGUCGGCGGCGUGCUCCGGAGGCUCACCAGGCUCUCCUUCCUCGACCUCGGCGGGAACUGGUUCUCCGGCGAGGUGCCCGGGGAGCUCUUCUCCUUCCGGAUCGGGUACCUGCAGCUCCGCAAGAACGCCUUCUCCGGCGACCUCCGGCCCGCGGGGCGGGUGCCGGCGGGCGCCACCGUCGACCUCAGCCACAACGCGCUCACCGGCCGAGUGCCACCGGAGCUGGCCACCGCCGCCGCGGUAUACCUCAACGGGAACAAGUUCUCCGGCGAACUACCCUCGGAUAUCGCAUCGGCGGCGGAGGCCGGACGCAUGCGGGUUCUCUUCCUGCAGGACAACUUCCUCACCGCCAUCGGCGUGCGCGGCGUCCCGUCCAGCGCGGCGGUGUGCGCGCACUGGAACUGCGUCUCGCCGCCACCGGCAGUGGUUGCCGCGUGCCCCGCCAAGGGAGGCAGGGGGCGUCGCCGGCCGCCGGCGCAGUGCGGCGGGCGGAGGGGAUAA
This is a messenger RNA of Lolium rigidum, 1203 nucleotides long. Its product is annotated as probable inactive leucine-rich repeat receptor kinase XIAO. The transcript has a single exon. Gene Ontology annotation, molecular function: protein binding. Lineage: Eukaryota; Viridiplantae; Streptophyta; Magnoliopsida; Poales; Poaceae. The record is from RefSeq and is a predicted model, not a curated record. The coding region runs from base 1 to 1203 and encodes 400 amino acids.